AUGCCUAACCACAUUGCCUUGCGACACGCAAGCUUUGUGUUGCCUCCGGCACCAUCGUGCCUAGCCACAUCUUGUGUCGCCUUCGGCACCAUCAUGCCUAGCCACAUCGCUCUACGACGUGCAAGCUUUGUGUUACCUUCGACACCUUCGUGCUCAGCCACAUUGCCUUGCGACACGCAAGCUUUGUGUUGCCUUCGGCACCCCCCCGUGCCUAGCCACAUCGCUCUGCAAUACGCAAGCUUUGUGUUGCCUUCGGCACACUCGUGCCUAGCCACAUCUUAUGUCACCUUCGGCACCAUCAUGCCUAACCACAUUGUCUUGCGACACGCAAGCUUUGUGUCGCCUCCGGCACCAUCGUGCCUAGCCACAUCUUGUGUCGCCUUCGGCACCCCCCCGUGCCUAGCCACAUCGCUCUACGACGCGCAAGCUUUAUGUUGCCCUCGGCACCAUCGUGCCCAGCCAUAUUGCCUUGCGACACGCAAGCCUUGUGUCACCUUCAGCACCAUCGUGCCUAGCUACAUCGCUCUGCGACACGCAAGCUUUGUGUUGCCUUCGGCACCCCCCGUGCCUAGCCACAUCGCUCUGCGACACGCAAGCUUUAUGUUGCCCUCGGCACCAUCGUGCCCAGCCAUAUUGCCUUGCGACACGCAAGCCUUGUGUCACCUUCAGCACCAUCGUGCCUAG
Prunus armeniaca (apricot) is the source of this 684-nucleotide messenger RNA. The record is from the annotation of a GenBank genome assembly. NCBI's taxonomy places the organism in Eukaryota, Viridiplantae, Streptophyta, Magnoliopsida, Rosales, Rosaceae.